UACUGACGUUUCCACCUCUUCCCGGCCUCUCAGGUAAUUGGCGUUCAUGACAACCAGUCAGGAAGAGGAUCUGCGCGAACGCCUGCCUUUUACUUUACUGAACGGCCAAUCCGGUGGUAGGCUCACCUCCCCCUCUCUACCCAGAGUCACUGCUGCGACUGCCGCCAUUUUAGCGUUUUGUCAGAAGCAUCGGCACCGUGAGGAAGAGUUCCUGCAGAUUUCUGUGCGGGCAUCCUCGAGAUGGUGAAGCUGUUCAUAGGAAACCUGCCUCGGGAGGCCACAGAGCAGGAGAUCCGCUCACUGUUCGAGCAGUAUGGGAAGGUGCUGGAAUGUGACAUCAUUAAGAACUACGGCUUUGUGCACAUAGAGGACAAGACGGCGGCAGAGGAUGCCAUACGCAACCUGCACCACUACAAGCUACACGGGGUGAACAUCAAUGUGGAAGCCAGCAAGAAUAAGAGCAAAACGUCCACAAAGUUGCAUGUGGGCAACAUCAGUCCCACGUGUACCAACAAAGAGCUUCGGGCCAAGUUUGAGGAGUAUGGUCCAGUCAUCGAAUGUGACAUCGUGAAAGAUUAUGCCUUUGUACACAUGGAGCGGGCAGAAGAUGCGGUGGAGGCCAUCAGGGGCCUUGACAACACAGAGUUUCAAGGCAAACGAAUGCACGUGCAGUUGUCCACCAGCCGACUUAGGACUGCGCCCGGGAUGGGAGACCAGAGCGGCUGCUAUCGGUGCGGGAAAGAGGGGCACUGGUCCAAAGAGUGUCCAAUAGAUCGUUCGGGCCGAGUGGCAGACUUUACCGAGCAGUAUAAUGAGCAAUAUGGAGCAGUGCGUACACCUUACACCAUGAGCUAUGGGGAUUCAUUGUAUUACAACAACGCAUACGGAGCGCUCGAUGCCUACUACAAGCGCUGCCGUGCUGCCCGGUCCUAUGAGGCAGUGGCGGCUGCAGCUGCCUCCGCGUAUAAUUACGCAGAGCAGACCCUGUCCCAGCUGCCACAAGUCCAGAACACAGCCAUGGCCAGUCACCUCACCUCCACCUCUCUCGAUCCCUACGAUAGACACCUGUUGCCGACCUCAGGAGCUGCUGCUGCUACAGCCGCUGCUGCUGCAGCAGCCGCUGCUGCUGUUACUGCAGCUUCCACUUCAUAUUACGGGCGGGAUCGGAGCCCCCUGCGUCGCGCUACAGCCCCAGUCCCCACUGUUGGAGAGGGCUACGGUUACGGGCAUGACAAUGAGUUAUCCCAAGCUUCGGCAGCCGCGCGGAAUUCCCUGUACAACAUGGCCCGGUAUGAGCGGGAGCAGUAUGCGGAUCGGGCGCGGUAUUCAGCUUUUUAAAGCUUGAGGUGGGAUAUGUGUGGGCUGAAAUUCCAAGCUGCGGUUGUGCAUGAGAAUACACUCUUCAUGGUACCCCAUCUCCGGGACGUUCUCGGCUCUGUGCGUUCAGUCCCUCAGGAAUCGUGGACCUUAAUUUACCUUGCUAAGUUCAGACCACCUUUUCCUUCCCUCUCUCCUGCCCAUUUUCCUGUUCUUCCUGUCCUUCAUUACUUCUGUAGUUUCCCAUUCAUGUUCUGUUCUCCUAGCAGGCCUCGUUGUGUGCAGAAACUGUGGUGGGGGCUACGUCGUCUCCCCACCUCCUGCUUCCAGUGGGUGUUGGAUUUGGGAAUGAACCUGGUGAGAAUAUCACUGCUUCUGAGUCUUUGGCCCAAAGGCUUGUGGCAGGUGGACACAAAAAGUUGGAUCACUUUUUUUCUUUCCAGUAAAAUAAAUGGUUUUUCAACUUAG
This is a messenger RNA of Molossus molossus (Pallas's mastiff bat), 1785 nucleotides long. RefSeq names its product RNA-binding protein 4. Bases 241 to 1338 code for a protein of 365 amino acids. NCBI's taxonomy places the organism in Eukaryota, Metazoa, Chordata, Mammalia, Chiroptera, Molossidae. The record is from RefSeq and is a predicted model, not a curated record. Gene Ontology annotation, biological process: mRNA splicing, via spliceosome. Gene Ontology annotation, molecular function: mRNA binding; zinc ion binding. The transcript has 4 exons. Gene Ontology annotation, cellular component: nuclear speck; cytosol.